CUGGGGGCUGGUGGGGGAAGUAAAAGGGAGGGGGUGUGCACCGCCGGGUGUCAGUUUCGGAACCCUAGCCAGCUCAUCUCCGCGCUGCUGAACCCGAUCCGAGCCUCCGGCAAAGGUUUUUCCCUCCUCCCCCGGCCGAGGGCUUCUGCCGCCCGGGCACCCCCGCCCCGCGGCGCCCCACAUUCCCCCAGCCCGGGGCCCUUGGCGCGUGCGCUCCGUGCGGCUCUGCUCCGCGGGACUGUUUGUUUCCUCCUCGUCCCUCUUUGUUGGGCUGAACACCGGCCUCGCCAAAGCCCCCGACUCCGGAGGGAGUUCGGCUUCUCCAGCAGGGCGGCUGCAGCGCGCUGCCCCGACCCCGCCUGCGGCCCCUCACGCCGCCAGUGCUCCCACCCCGCCUUCCUGGCACCCCGCCUGCGUCCGUUCGCCCGAGGAAGCCAACCGCGACUUCAUUGAUGCACCCAUUCCAGUGGUGUAACGGGUGUUUCUGUGGCCUGGGACUGGUUAGCACCAACAAGUCCUGCUCGAUGCCACCCAUCAGUUUCCAAGACCUUCCGCUCAACAUCUAUAUGGUCAUCUUCGGCACAGGCAUCUUUGUCUUCAUGCUCAGCCUUAUCUUCUGCUGCUAUUUUAUCAGCAAACUCCGGAACCAGGCACAGAGUGAGCGAUACGGAUAUAAGGAGGUGGUGCUUAAAGGUGAUGCCAAGAAGUUACAAUUAUAUGGGCAGACCUGUGCAGUCUGUCUGGAAGACUUCAAGGGGAAGGAUGAGUUAGGCGUGCUCCCGUGCCAACACGCCUUUCACCGCAAGUGUCUGGUGAAAUGGCUGGAAGUUCGCUGUGUCUGUCCCAUGUGUAACAAGCCCAUUGCUGGUCCCUCAGAGGCCACGCAGAACAUUGGGAUUCUAUUGGAUGAGCUGGUGUGAGCGCUGCGGCUACACCGAGACCUGGAGAAGACCUCUUGCCUCAUGGAUGCCUGAUCCCUCUGCACAGCUCCAACCAACAGGACUGUAGGGUGAUGAUGAUCACUUUCCUGUGAUGAGAAGGGUGGUCUAGGGCUGGGCUUCCACUCUCAGUGUGAGACCAGUGCCAGAUGUGCCCCCACUUCCUGCCUCCUGAAGCCGCCUUCCCUGCUACUCCAUGCUGGUGGUCUCACCCAUCAAGACCACUGUCUCCUGGUACUGGACUAUCUACCUGCCUUGUCCCUGUUCUGGGGGAAGGUGUCCACCCCAAUCAAGAACAUGGAGAAAGUCCUCUUUCAAGGCUCCCCUUAGGAGGAUGAGCUGCCCUGACCCAGAAGGGAUGAGAUGGGCUCUUACCUCUCUACAACCUUCCCUCCCCUUCCCACUCCUUCUGGAGAAAGGUUAGAAGGGAAGGAAGGAAAGAUCAAGGAACCAAGCGCCUCCACGGGAGGCGAGGGAGGCUCUGUAUGAAACAGAAGAGCAGGGACAUAAAGGAAAAUGUCAGUGUUUACAUGGGACCUAUGGAAACAAAGGCUGGCCGGCGCCGGCUGACUCCAGGGUAAGAGAGGGCCCUUCCCCUGCCAGGACCCACGGUGCUAUCCAUUCGAUCUCUUCCUCAGUUAAUCUCGGAGCUUCCUAUUCCAUGUUGAGGUUUGCGGGCCGCUCUAGAGGAGGGCUAGUUCUAUACUUAAAUUGAUUCCUAGGGGCCUUUUGUUUUUUUUUUUUUUUGAUCAAAAGGGGUGUGGGGAUGGGGGUGUCUAUGGUUAAGCAACAGAUACCUCCUUCCCUUUGUAAAUAGUAUUUUUAUACUUCAUCCUCACCUCUCAGACUUUAGAUACGAAAUCCCCAGAAUGGAAGGGGGUGGGGAUUUUCUGUUCCUCCCUGGAGUGGGUGAGGGUGGGAGAAAGUUACAUAUUUAAAGAAAAAUAAAUUUAAUAACAAGUUUCUCUAACCUA
Symphalangus syndactylus (siamang) is the source of this 1912-nucleotide messenger RNA. It is a transcript of the gene RNF122, whose product is annotated as ring finger protein 122. Gene Ontology annotation, molecular function: ubiquitin protein ligase activity. The record is from RefSeq and is a predicted model, not a curated record. Gene Ontology annotation, biological process: ubiquitin-dependent protein catabolic process. NCBI's taxonomy places the organism in Eukaryota, Metazoa, Chordata, Mammalia, Primates, Hylobatidae. Gene Ontology annotation, cellular component: nucleus.